AUGUCCAAUAAACUUAAUUUAAAUAUGAAUAAAAUUUACAAUUAUUUUCUAAAAAAUGGGUUAUCUUUAAACCAGGAAAAAACUUUUAAUAUUGAAUGUUAUCCAUAUGGUGCAUAUUACAUUAAAAGCCCACUUAUUAAAUUAAACAAUAAAACAAUUAAACAAGUUUCAUUCACAAAAUUGUUAGGUGUUAAUAUUGAUAUGUCACUAAAUUGGAAGGAGCAAGUUAAUCUGAGGCAUGUGUACGCCUGGGCUUUAGAUCAUAGAGUCCAUCACAAAUAUAGCGAAAGUGAUGCAGAUCCUCAUAAUGCUAAGAGAGGGUUUUUUUUCUCUCAUGUUGGAUGGUUGGUUUUGUCUCCACAUCCAAAAGUUGUGGAAAAAAGAAAAGCUGUUGAUAUGAGUGAUUUAGAAGCAGAUCCAAUUGUUAUGUGGCAGAAAAAGUAUAUCAGCCCUGUAGAAAACCUCGCAGUAUCCUUAGCCGCCUUAGGUGAAGGUUGGCAUAACUACCACCAUGUGUUCCCAUGGGAUUACAAAACUGGAGAGUUGGGAAACGUCUACAAUCCUUCUACAACGUUUAUAGAUUUUUUUGCUAAAUUAGGCUGGGCCUAUGAAUUAAAAAGCGUAUCCCCGCAAAUGAUUUCGAGAAGAGCCAAUAAAAGUGGUGACGGUAGCCACGAGUCUAACGUAUGGGGAUACGGAGACAAGGAUAUAGACAAAGAAGACCUAGAAGAAUUAGAAUGUAUGGCAGAUGAGAAGAAUCAUAGCUAAAUAAAAGCCGUAACCGGGUUUUUUCUAUAAACUUAACAUUUUUAAAAUAACUCACCUAACUAUUUAAAAUAAUUUUUUAAUAAACAAUGGUGCUACAAAUGAAUAAAUAUAUAUCGAAAACAUGUUAUGCAAGAAUAUAUAAUAUGUAUUUAAUAGUUUGCAAAAGCAUAUACAGGAUGUUUUUAUAUUAAAUUGCUUUAAAAUACUAUCUCGUAUUUUUUUU
Brassicogethes aeneus is the source of this 991-nucleotide messenger RNA. Lineage: Eukaryota; Metazoa; Arthropoda; Insecta; Coleoptera; Nitidulidae. The record is from the annotation of a GenBank genome assembly.